Molecule: messenger RNA, 1656 nt
Organism: Mesoplodon densirostris (Blainville's beaked whale)
Lineage: Eukaryota; Metazoa; Chordata; Mammalia; Artiodactyla; Ziphiidae
Gene: SLC2A7
Product: solute carrier family 2 member 7
Biological process (GO): monosaccharide transmembrane transport
Cellular component (GO): membrane
Molecular function (GO): hexose transmembrane transporter activity
Source: RefSeq, a predicted model, not a curated record
AUGCUCAAGUGGUACAGCGUCUACUUACUGCAGGAGAGGAGAGCAAGUGCCAGCUCCAGCUCCAGGCAAAGCGUCCCCCACAGCCAGUGGAUCCGCAGCCCUGGAGGCUGCACACGCCCCACUUUGACGAGAACAAAAGGGGCAGGGACUCCACUACCCCCCUCCCCCCCCAGGGAAGGGCGCCUCCAACCCACGCUGGUGCUGGCCACGCUGAACACAGCCUUUGGCUCGGCCUUCCAAUACGGCUGCAACAUCGCUGUGGUUAACACACCGCACAAGGUCUUGAAGUCCUUUUAUAAUGAAACCUACUUUGAGCAACACGGAGCCUUCAUGGACGAGAAAGUCAUGCUGCUGCUGUGGUCCUGCACCAUGUCCGUGUCUCCUCUGGGCGUCUUGGUGGGGUCCCUGCUUAUUGGCCUGCUGGUUGACAAAUGUGGCAGAAAGGGAACACUGCUGAUCAACCAUGUCUUCGCCAUCCCUGCCAUCCCGAAGGGAGUCAGCAAAGUGACCAAAGCUUCCGAGCUGAUCAUCUUUUCUCGAGUGGCACUGGGAGUCUGUCCAGGCAUCUCCUACAGUGCCCUUCCCGUGUACCUGGGAGAGUUAGCUCCCACGAAACUUAGAGGUGCUCUGGGAACAAUGACGGAGGUGUUUGUCAUCAUGGGAAUCUUCCUAGCACAGAUCUUCGGCCUGCAAGCCAUCCUGGGCAACCCUACAGGCUGGCCUGUGCUCUUGGCGCUCAUGGGGGUCCCCGCACUGUUUUGGCUCCCCUCUCUGCCCUUCUUCCCCGAGAGCCCGAGGUCCACCCUGGCUCAGAAAAGAGAUGAAGAAGACGUUCAACAAGGUACUGGAGAUACAGGCUGCUCCGUCAAGACGUGCCGCAUGGAGGACCAGGCCGAGAGGGCCGAGGGCCGCCUGUCUGUGCCCAGCCUCUUCACGUUUCCGCCUGUCCGCUGGCAGCUGGUCUCCAUCGUCUUGCCCAUGGCCGGCCAGCAGCUCUCCAGGGUCAGCGCGGUCAACUACUAUGCGGACAUGAUCUACACCUCCUCGGCUGGCAUGGAGGCGGCUCAUUCCCAGUAAGUAACAGUGGGUGCCAGCGUGGUCAACACAGUGAUGACCGUCAUCUCGGCAGGCGUCGUCGAGCGGCUGGGUAGGCGGCGCCUCCUGCUGGUCGGCUACGGCAUCCGCGUCUCGGCUUGCCUUUUGGAGACCUUGCCCUGCCUCUUCCCACAGAGCACGGUCCCUGAGCUGUCUUACCUGGGCAUCACCUGUGUCUUCGCCUACAUCACAGGACAUUCCAUGCAGCCCAGUCCCGUGCCCUCCGUGGUGAGGACCGAGAUCUUCCUGCAGUCCUCGCGGCCGGCCGCCUUCGCAGGGGACGGGGCCGUGCUCGGGCUCACCAGCGUCAUCGUGGGCUUCGUGUUCCCGUCCAUCCAGGAGGUCAGUGGUGCCUACAGCUUCAUUAUCUUUGCCAGAAUCUGCCUCCUCACUGCUGUUUACAUCUACGUGGUCAUUCCUGAGACCAAGGGCCGAACAUUUGUGGAGAUAAAGCGAAUUUUUGCCCAGAGAAACAGAGUGGAGUUUCUGGAGAAGAAAGAAGAAAUCACAGAUGCUGGGCCUCACAUACCGUCUCUGCCUGCCAGGGAGACUUCCUUUUAG